Messenger RNA from Sardina pilchardus (European sardine), 2309 nucleotides. Its product is annotated as ICOS ligand-like. The transcript is spliced from 5 exons. The coding region runs from base 203 to 1099 and encodes 298 amino acids. NCBI's taxonomy places the organism in Eukaryota, Metazoa, Chordata, Actinopteri, Clupeiformes, Clupeidae. Gene Ontology annotation, cellular component: external side of plasma membrane. Gene Ontology annotation, molecular function: signaling receptor binding. Gene Ontology annotation, biological process: T cell receptor signaling pathway; regulation of cytokine production. The record is from RefSeq and is a predicted model, not a curated record.
CAAAUAGCGAAACUCGUCCAUUCCAUUAGGUUAGUCACGACGUCACGGACGUGUCAAUCGCAGAUGAGGACAUUCGCUUUGGACAGAACCAACAUGUGUAGAAUGUUCAAGAGUGUGUAGGCUAUCCUGCUGUUAACAGAACAAAGUUUAGGCAAGAUUACGAAUGUAACGAAGUUAAGUCAAAUCACUUCUGUAUUCUGUAAUGACCAGGCGCACUGUGAUGUGGCUCAGGAUUGUUACAUUUUUCACUGCAUUCCUCAUCGGAUGCCUUGCCAACCAGUCCACUGUCGAGACAUUUAUUGGAAUGAAUGUCCUUUUACCCUGUAGCUGUGGAGAGAAUGAGGCGAGAAUUGUUUGGCAGAAAGAGCCGACACAGGACACAGGGACACCACUUGUCUGCCAUGAAUACAGCUCACACAAAGAUAGUGCAGGUGAUUCUCAAUUCACAAACAGGACUCGACUCUUAAGAAGUGAGAGAGGAAAUUGCUCCUUAGAGUUGUUUGGAGUUACUCUUGCAGACCAAGGACAGUAUACAUGUUAUACUUUUAAUCCUCUUCGGAAGCGUCAGACGAUCAAUCUUAAAGUCAUGGCAAAUUAUUCAGCCUCUUGCACUAGAUCACCUGGAGACCUGGUGUGUGUGGCAAGUGGCGGAUACCCAGAGGGCAAGAUCUAUUGGCAGCUAGCUGGUCAGCGUAUAUCCAACCAAAGUGCCACAUUCAAAAGCCACAUGGAUCCUUCCUCCCUACUCUACAAUUUGACAAGUAACCUGACGGGGUCCAGGCUUCAACAUGCGGAGUGUGUUCUUGAGAUGCCUGGUCAGACCAUCACAAUUAACUGCGCAGAGGCUAUAAAUAGCCCAAUCACUGGAGAGCGCAAUGAUGGUGUGACCAUUGGGGUCCCAGUCAUCCUCAUCCUGAUAGUGGUGCUUGCUGUUGGUGUGCUGUAUGUGUACUGUCGACAACACAGGACAUUGGAGAGUACCAGUGAGACUGGAUGCGGGAACGGGAACGAGAGCAAUGGAACCGAAGAAAGUCUUCUCAAGGAAGUGGUUGGGAAGGAUCCAGUGCAGACAGAGUUCACCAUUGAAAGAGAGACCUGACCACACCAAGCCGAAGAGAACCUAGACUCAUAGAACCUAGCACCUGGGUGUGAGGGAGAGACAGGAAGUGGUUGCCUCUAGCCCCACAGGACACUACGAUGCUACCAGUGCACUACUGUCUCCCAACACUGGACUCUUUGAUGGAGUUACUGUUUGUAAAUAUGCAUUCGGAUACAUUUUUAUGUGAGACAUUAUGAAUUGCACUAGCAUGACGUGCCCUAAAUGACUGAGGUUGGCUAAUCUGUGUGAACUGACCAUGACCAAGAUAGAUAAUACCUCUGACCCAGGGGUCGGCAACCGACACUUUCAAAAGAGACAUUUUUUGACCAAAAAACCCCAACGUCUAAGCCCUUUAAAUAAAAGUAGCAUAUUGGUCUGAAUUAGCUUAUCAACAUCACCAAAUCAUGGGUUACCAAAUACGUUCUUUAAAAAAAAAAAAAUUGAGUGGUCCAAAACACAAAACUGCAAGCCCAAUGUUCAUGAAAGCUGGCGGAAUGUAGGGAAAAGUUCUGAAUUGCCGGGCUGUGCCUGGCCCUGGCAACUUUAACUUCCACAAUGUUGCAUGGCAUGGUGUCUAUCUAGUCUGCAUGGAUAUUUGCACUCUCGAAUGAUCUAGAUGUUCAGAAUGAUCUUUCGAGAUGUCUUCAACAUUAGGCUAUACAUUUUGCGUGCCAUUGCUGCACAUCAGACAAAUAAGGCUAUUAUGUUUUUACACAGCAUAUAGGCUACAGGCUACAUACCGUAAAGAUGUAUGACAGCAUUUUUGUGCAAAUAUUUUGAUGUUAUAAUAUUCAUUUUUAAGAAAUGUAUAUAUUAAUUUAUAUUUUUCAAUUAAGCCAGUGAGCCAGAGAGUGGCUAUAAAAGGCUGCGGGUUGCCGAACCCUUGUACUAAAGUACUGAGUUGACUUUGCCUUUUGAUUAAAACCGAAAUGAACUUUGAAGUUAUGAUCUUAACUUUCAAUAUUCCAUUCUAACUAUCUCUUCGGUGAAAUAGCCAUCAUAAGUUGUUGAGUGAUUGUUGAAUGAUCUGCUGAAAGUAGGCAUUUUUGUGUUUCAUUGUUUGUGUUUUGACAUAACCAAAGAAAAGUGCCGAUUGUGUGCAGCUGUUUUUUUGCUAAUACUGAAACAUUUUUAAGUGUCGGCAUAACCUUGGAACUGUGAAUAAUUUUUAUAUGAGAUUCUUUAAUAAAACAUUGUGUUUUAUACACAA